UGACAGAAGAAGUAUCAUUGGGUCGAUGUAGAUUAUGUGGUCGAGUGCAGUGCACACGUUGUGGAAAGGAAGAGCAUGGUCGGAUAUCCUGUGAAGAGUACGCGGUGCUGGCUGGCAAUGCCGAUGAAUCAGUGCGCAAGUGGAUGCGAGAGGAUAAGAGAUUUCGCCGAAUUUGCCCAAAUCGGAAUUGCAAAACAGUCAUUGAGAAGCUCGGCGGAUGCAAUCACGUACAAUGUAUGCAGUGUAAAGUACACUUCUGCUGGGAAUGCGAGUAUUUCACUGUAAGUUUUUAUUUUUCGCUUAAAUUUUGCUGA
This is a messenger RNA of Gongylonema pulchrum, 314 nucleotides long. The record is from the annotation of a GenBank genome assembly. NCBI's taxonomy places the organism in Eukaryota, Metazoa, Nematoda, Chromadorea, Rhabditida, Gongylonematidae.